UUUGAUAUUCUCCAUACCUGUUUUUGGAUUGACCUUGCGCUGACCCCUGGUGUUGGACAUGAACAGCUCUUUGAUGAGUGACAUACUGUAACAAACUGUAAUAUUUGGAUUAUUGAUCAAAGAGAUAACUUUUAAAAUAGCUGUCUUGUAAGACAGAUGUGCUUUUAAAUCAUUUUGCUCGGGGUCAAGGAGGGAACCUUUCAACAAAGUGUCCUCGGUUAUCUGUUCAGAGUCUCUCCUUUGUGUAAAAACUGCAAAUCUGAACUUACACUAUUUGUUUUGUUUUCCUCAGACUGAAGGAAAAAGUCCUUCAAACUCCCAGUAUCCACAAACGGACGGGGCGAGGACUACGAGCAAGCACCCAUGUGCUGACUUAGACCCAAUGACAAAGCCUGACUCUACCCUAUCUGAUGAUCUCCAUCCAUGUCCUGAGCAAGAGAUCUGGAGCCCUAACCUGACCGAGACGCACCCAUCCGGCCAGAAAUCCAGAAAACGGCUUACAAUGAAAAGCGUUAAAUCUAAGAAAAUGUUCGGCUGGGGAGAUUUCCAGUGCACCGUGAGGACGGCAAGCCUGAACCUUCUGAUCAAAGGGAAGAUCGUAGAUCACGGCAAUGGAACGUUCAGUGUUUAUUUCCAAUACAACAUGACCGGUGGAGGGAACGUAUCCGUAGGCCUGGUUCCUCCGACCAAAGAAGUGGAAUUUAAUGGGACGACACAACAAUCAGUUGUGCGCUCUGUGGAGUCUCGAAUGUUUAACUGCCGAGUGGAACGUGAGAGGCGGGAGAAAACUCAGAGGAGCUCACGAUGCUGGUUUGAUCCUUCGCAAAGCUGCGAUCAGGACCAGACCCACAGUCAUGUCUCGUGGCUCUGUUCCAAACCAUUCAAAGUCAUCUGCGUCUAUGUCUACUUCAACAGUCUGGACUACAAACUGGUGCAGAAAGUCUGUCCUGACUACAACUACCAUAGUGAAUCGCCAUACUUUCCUACUGGAUAAGGGUUUUCCCUACUGAAAAGACCAGCUCAGACCUGGUUUUAGCUGGUCUCCCAGCCUGGUUUUAGCUGGUUAAGCAGGCUGGUUUUACAGGGGUUUUGGACAUUUUUUUAGCUGGUUGGGCUGGGAUACCAGCUUACCACA
Molecule: messenger RNA, 1135 nt
Organism: Misgurnus anguillicaudatus (oriental weatherfish)
Lineage: Eukaryota; Metazoa; Chordata; Actinopteri; Cypriniformes; Cobitidae
Product: neurexophilin-1
Molecular function (GO): signaling receptor binding
Source: RefSeq, a predicted model, not a curated record